AGGCUCCUGGGGCUGAGUCUAAAUCACUCAUCCUUGGUUAAAGCUGAGCUCACAGCAGAAUAAGCCACCAUGAGGCUGUCGGUGUGUCUCCUGCUGCUCACGCUGGCCCUUUGCUGCUACCGGGCAAAUGCCGUGGUCUGCCAAGCUCUUGGUUCUGAAAUCACAGGCUUCUUAUUAGCUGGAAAACCUGUGUUCAAGUCCCAACUUGCCAAAUUUAAGGCACCUCUGGAAGCUGUUGCAGCCAAGAUGGAAGUGAAGAAGUGCGUGGAUAAGAUGGCCUAUGAGAAAAGAGUGCUAAUUAUAAAAACAUUGGGAAAAAUAGCAGAGAAAUGUGAUCGCUGAGAUGUAGAAAGUUUUAAUGCUAGUUUCCACCAUCUUUCAAUGAUACUCUGAUCUUCACUGCAGAAUGUAAAGGUUUCAACGUCUUGCUCUAAUAAAUCACUUGCCCUGAA
This is a messenger RNA of Pongo pygmaeus (Bornean orangutan), 452 nucleotides long. It is a transcript of the gene SCGB1D1, whose product is annotated as secretoglobin family 1D member 1. The transcript is spliced from 3 exons. NCBI's taxonomy places the organism in Eukaryota, Metazoa, Chordata, Mammalia, Primates, Hominidae. The record is from RefSeq and is a predicted model, not a curated record. Gene Ontology annotation, biological process: signal transduction. Bases 70 to 342 code for a protein of 90 amino acids.